Babesia ovata is the source of this 5373-nucleotide messenger RNA. RefSeq lists its product as uncharacterized. NCBI's taxonomy places the organism in Eukaryota, Apicomplexa, Aconoidasida, Piroplasmida, Babesiidae. The record is from RefSeq and is a predicted model, not a curated record. The transcript has a single exon. The coding region runs from base 1 to 5373 and encodes 1790 amino acids.
AUGGCGUUUUUGGGUGGAGUUUUGCAUAGCAUUCAGCCUAAAUUAGGCCAGCAUAAAGGUGAAAUAAAUAAUGCACUUAGCACACUUAAAAGCACAAAUCUUAAUGGUAUUACUAAAUACAAGGCGGCGGUAGCCGUGGUGGCCAGUGGUGUACGUACAUAUAAUGUGAGAGUGGCAGCGUCGAAUGAGAGUGUGAAAAGUGUUAUUACUACUUUGCAGGGACAGGUUAACGAGAACUUCAAAAAAGCGGUGAGUUUCAUAUUGAAUGAUAAUGGUGUUUCAGGUGCGCCGACAAAUUACAGUGACAAGGACGUCACGGAGGCCGAAAGGCAAAUUAAUGACAAACUUCAGCAAUGCCAACAAAAUGCUACGACAUUUAUCACUAAUUUAGACAUUAGUAACACUUCACGUAGCCCACAUAAAGAAUCAAUCACUGACCUAAAUGCUAAAUUAAAAGAUACGCUUGAGAACGUGCGUAGGACAGUGGAGUAUGAGAGUGCGCGGUUGGAGGGGGUGAAGGUGCAAGAGGAGAAGGUGUUUGAAAAUACUAAACGCCAGAUUACCGACGUGCUUAGUAAUUUAAAUGUUCGUGUAGAUUGCAGCAUAAGUGAACAAGUGAAAUUGCUUGUUUCUAAGUUGAAGGGGAAAGUUGACCCUAUAUUGGCCGAUUUAAAGGGUAUUGAUAGUAAGUUCGCAAAGAACGUUUUCGAAUUGGAGCAGUGGAUUGCGAACGCUGAAGCCGCCGUCAAGGCGGCGUUAGAGAAGGUUGAGGCUGUAAUAAACGAAGUGGAUGAAACUAAAAGGAAGGCGAAAAAUAAGCAAGAAAUUGAGACAGCUGCGGAGUUCAUCCGGGGGCUGUCCAGCACGCUGAAUGACGAUUUUGCGUUGAAAAAUGAACAAUUUAGAAAAGCUGUUGAAGCGAUUAAAAGUGCGACGGAGCAGCUUAAUCAGCUUCAUACAAGUGUUAAGGGGGAGGUGACAGAUAAAUUGGGACAAAUUCAGCAGCAUCUGGACGUGAAGGAUACGGAACUCAAGGGUAAAAUAAAGGGUGAGAUGAAGACAUACGUUGAAGAUAUUGUUUUUAAAAACAUCCGUAGAGAAGUGGAGAAGAUAAAAAAUGGAGUUCAGAAAGAUAAUGGUAGAAGUGGUGUAAAUGGAAAUAGUAUAGAAAAGAGAUGGGAGGAACUUAAGGAGCAGAUUAUGCAGCUGGUUGGAGAAAUAAAUGGUCCUGGAAUUACUGAUGAUGCAGAGCCGGUGGACAAAUAUAGAGGUAUUAAAGGUAUCAGGGAGAAGGUGAAAGAAUUUGCGAAUUCGUUUAACAAGAGGAAUUUUGAGGCUGUAGUGAAGGGAUGGAUAAGAAUGAUUUUGGAUAAAGAUGAAGUCGUUAAGAAGGCUAUAAGUGCUUACGUUUCCGCCAGCGAGCCGAACGCUUUUAAUACGGCAUAUAUAAAUGAGAGCAAUAAAGUAAUUGAGGAAGAAGGCAUCAAGCAGAUCGCACAUGAAAUUAAGGAAAAGCUUAAAAACGAUGUCAUUACCAAGGCUGUCGCAGCGUUCGAAACUGUCCAAUCCUCCAGUACCGACAACGAAAUCACAAAGAGUAUUAGAGCCGUCAUGAAGGCUUGCGAUGAAUUUGCCGAUAAGCUGAAUGCCGAACUUGAGAAUGAUACAUAUAGCUCGUCAGGUGUAAACUCAUUUGUCUGGGGAAUAAUCGAGGCAGUUGACAAAAAAGUGGAGAAUGGAGGCAACAGCGGCAAAGCUGGCAAGCACAUGCUCCGGGGAGUUGUUCUCUCUAUUCUCCCAGCACUCCAGUCCUCUGCCAGGAGAACUGCCAAAACGCUUGAGCGUUUCACAUCUGACACAAAGGGUCAAAACCUUGGCUUCAACCUCGGCUCUUCUGUAGAGGCGGCCAUAAAUAGCGUUAUUGCAAUUGGCAAUGAAUUCGACGUAUCAGAUAGAACCGGGAAAGGCUACGGCAAAAGACUAAAUGACGCAUUGGCCGCCGUGAAAAAACAGAUUGAUGAACUGCACAAUAACCUUGACACGGCGCCACAAAGAUCCAGAUCCACCGGCCCGAAAAAUAUUCUUGGUGAAGAUAUAUCAGCAAGCAUUGCGACGAAUGUAAAGUGGGCUACAGUCGAUCCCCAACUCGGCAAACUUCUUAAGGACACCGCAGACGCCGGCAUCCAGAAGUUCCACGAAAAGCUCCAACAGGAAGUCGUUGAAAAGAUACUUGACCCUGUCGACAAAGAAGUUACUAAACAUGAGCAAAGCGCCAACAAGGCAUACACUGACAUUAUCCAGCGCGUCAACGAAAUCACCGGUGGGCUUUUUCAAAUGUGCAACGCAAUCAAGCAGGCCGCAUCCUCAGAUCCGCAGAGCGCUAAAGCGAAAUUGACAGAGCUAAGAGACACGUAUUUCAAGCAUUACGAGAAAAGUAAAAAAGAUGCCAAUGAAAGCAUAAAGAAGAUACACAGUCAGCUUAGUGAGCUCCGAAACGAGCUGGCAAGCAAACCGCUGCAAUCCACCGAAAAAUUACUCUCCUUCAUCGACACAGCGGCUGGCCAAGUCACUAGAGAAAUGCAGCGUCAGGUGAAUACUCAGGUCAAACAAGCCACCGACCAACUCACCACCCACGCGCGCAGGCAGUACGUCGAGGCCCUGAAGUUCGCGCUCCGGCAGUUCGCCGACAAGGUGACGGAGGAGCUCAGUGAGUUGCCGGGGGAGAUUGAGAACGACAAACACAUCGGCCUGAAAGGCUUCAUGGAGGCCUUUUACGGCGCUAACUCCGGCGACAAUAUUAACAAGCUUCAAGAUGGCAUCGAUCUCCGGACUGUCUGCCAUGGCUUCGAAAAAUUCCUCGGGCCCCUCAACACAUAUAUGAACAGCGAAAUAGAUCGUCUCAAAGAGGAGGAACACAAGAAAAAUCCUACGCUUCAGAAACCUCAAGACCCAUAUAGCAAACAACUUAAUAAUGUAUACUCCAAACUUAGCACAGUAAUUGGUCACAUUAUGAGUAAUAAUUAUUACGACCACAACUUACCCACUAAGCUCGCUGAACUCACUGCCACAGUCGCCGACCUGAAACUAGACGGCUUCCCCAACCCGGUCACAGGAAUGCUGGGCGGCAUCUCUGGCGGCUGUCGGCAGUUGGUGGAUGUGCUUGGCGACGUGUACAUCUCCAAGUACGACGGUCUGACGAUUAAGUGGGAGAAAGAUGAAAAGACAAAUCAGAAUUGCGCGAAAGCGUUUUUGACUAUCUUGCCCACUAUCUUCCACGGCCUUCACUGGUUGUUCUACAACGGCGGUAACAAGUGGCAAGAUUAUAAAGUCGCCGGCAGUGCAAAUGGUGACCGAAAAGCAGAUGAGCUGAAAACAUAUCUGACCGAUGCAGGUUACGAUAUUCAGCAUCUGAGAAAAUCACUUACAGGGAUGGGUGUGACCGGGAAGUUGUACAAGGGCUUCCAUAGGCUUGGUGAAUUUAACAAGCCGCCAAAGGACUUUGAUUCUAUCGAAGAAUGCACACAAUAUUUCAAAAAACAUGAAGGUCUUUUAUCAAGACUCUUCGACCACCUCCAUGCAUAUUACAACGUUUGUCACCUACCAACUUCCCACACUAAGCAUCCCACUUCAGUAUACCAAAUGCUCACAUGGCUUAACGGCCUGCCGCAUAAUCCCGUAUACGACGCAUUAUCCUUCGACGGUUUUAAUGGCCUAUUUGAGAAACCGAAGCAAGCGCAGCCCGAAACUCAGGGAGACGAUCCCACGGUUGAAGUCCUCGACGACUUGUCGCUGCCUGCUCACCCAAAUCCGAUCACUCCUGCGUCGCUGUCUAACGCUCUUACAGAGGUAUGCUCCCAAGCCGAAGACGUAUUGCUUUCAAUUCUCGGCUACGGUCAUGAUGACGGCAUCUACGCCGUUGACUUCAACACUAACGAAUGUAAACUAGACUAUCCCGGUAACCCCGGUCAAUGUUUAGAUUUACUUCUAGAUAUAUUGCGUAGAGUGUUCUAUCAGUUACGCUUCCUAUAUCAGCAAUGUUCCAAUACAACGAAGCUGGGGGGUUGGAAAGAUUGCGUAUACGGCCAGCAAAUUGGCAACUCCGGCUGGCAGUGCAACUCUAUCCAAUGUCCUAACCAAGAGUGUAAGCUAAAGGCUGACCAAAAGGGUGGGCAAAAGGCCAACCAAAAGUGCAACCAACAUCCUCAGUGCGGUGUCAAAUCGCCUCUGCAAUCCUUUUUGGAGGAUGGCCUGCAAGGCUUUUUGCCGCAUACAUUUAGUAAACCCGGUUGUAAACUGACAUGUACUGUGAAAAAUCAUCACGGCAUUCCAUGUGUCACUCCGAUGGGUUUCACCGAGUGUUCCAUUGUUGCGUCGCAUACUAGUAAGGGCUCCCGACUUUACCUUGCGCUUAAGGAAUUUUGCGGCACUGCAUCAUCUCCCCUCACUAAGUUAUGUACUCAACUGAAUUGUCUCUUGCCUACCGCUCCUAAAACACUAGGUGAUAUGUUCUCGUUCUAUUACAAUUUCAUUAAUAACUGGGCAGGCAGCGGUAGAGAGCACAGAUUGGACGCAUUUAAUACAGCUGUCACUAACGCAAAUUUCCAGAAUGAAUAUGUCGACCUCGACCCUACUGCAAUAAUUGGUAAAUUUGGACAUGUGCAUAGCCGAGAAAAAGCCGACCUGUGUAGCCUUGUAUGUACCGAAAAAUCGGCAACCACGUGCGGUCCAUAUCUGCAAUCCCUUAACAAUGAUAUCACAGUUGCGUUUGCAUCUAAGCACGCAGCCAAUUACCUAUCAUGGAUCGUAUACGCUACAGAAACAUUUUAUGACCUGCUCAAAAAAUUAUAUGAUGACUGCUGUGGUACGUGUGGCGGCGAUACGCCGAAGUGCCGAGUUGCUCGUGGACAACAUACAUGUAAUGUUGCCAAUCAGCAAAGCUCCGACAAUGACAGUGACACAUGUAACUCUAUAGUUAAAUGCCAGCAUACACGUCCAACCAUAUACAAAUACGGCUUUGUACAUCACGACGUAGUAAGCCUUGCCGGUCAAACAAGGAGAACAUGUAAAGAUUUCUGCAACGCACUGAACAAGGUUCUUAACAAAGAAGAGAAAAUAGGAGCGAGGCUUGCGGAAUUAAUUUAUAGGACAAUUCCUGAAUUCUUAUUCAGAAUUCGUGAACCAUUCAUAUGGACUCUCGUAGCCCUCUGGUCCCUCUCUUUGCUCUACCUGCUGCACAUCACCGUCGUCCGCCUCGACGUCCUGAGGAUACGCUCCCACCUGAGAUCACCCUCAAGCCACCGCAUCGCCGCACAGUCCCUCCUCGCCGCCGCACGCGUCAAGGCACUCGCCAACGUCAAGUACUUCUCACCAUAA